Molecule: messenger RNA, 1065 nt
Organism: Entrophospora candida
Lineage: Eukaryota; Fungi; Glomeromycota; Glomeromycetes; Entrophosporales; Entrophosporaceae
Source: the annotation of a GenBank genome assembly
AUGAAAUGCUCACAAUGCAAAAUCGAAAAACUUUCCAAGGAGUUUUUUUCGUCUACAAUUACUGAACGUUGUCAACACGUUACUUCUUUUUGUUUGAGGUGUUUAAUAACUCAAUUAAACGCAGGACCAAAACAAAAUUGCCCAGAAUGUAAUCAAAAACUUGGACCCGAGGAAUUAAAAGCUAUAAGCUUAGCAUGGGAUAAAGCACCUUUUAAGGUUGAUAUCGAUAGCAUUGGCAGCGUAGUACCAACAAAUCAACCGUCUGAUAAUUCUCAAGGUGCAGCAGCGACAGGAGUUAUUUACAUAGCUUCUUUGGAUGGGACAAAACGUACAUUCCAAAUCAAAGAUAUAAAGACCAUUGUCGCUUUACGAGGUUUGAUUAAAAAUGAAUUCAAAGUUGACCCUAUGAAACAAAAAUUGAUUUUUAAUGGAAAAGAAUUGCAGGAUUAUACUGAUUCGAGACAGAGCACAUUAUCAGAUUUCGGUGUAGUGCCUGGUGGUUUAAUACAACUCAUUGUGGUUCUUUAUAGCAUUUCAAAAGCAGAAGCGAUCAAGAAUUUGACAUUUGAUUUGUUCUGGGACUAUCCAACAAGUGGUGCCACUGAUUAUUUGGAUGGAACUUGUUUGGUUUAUGCAGGUGUUGCUCUUUGGAAAAAAUAUGAUUAUGCUUCGGUUUUUUAUCCUAAAUUUCCUCACAUGAAACAUUCUGGAGAUGUCAUGGAUGGAACUAAUAAAAAAGGCCAUCAAAGAAUCACUGCAAAGCUUGAUCAAUUACCACCGGAAGUAACCCAACUUUAUUUUAUACUUUCAUCAUACUUGGCACCAACAAUUAGCAAUUUUCCUUCAAAAAAUUUCAAAAUGUAUGAUGAAGCUACACCUGACAAAGAAUUGGUAAAAUGUACAUUUGACAAUGCAAACAAUAGUCAAGCUGUUAUAAUGUGUUGUGUACGAAGAGCGCGUGAUGGAAUGUGGGAAGUAAUUCCAAUAAAUAGGGCGGUAGGUGGAAAUGUCAAUAAUUAUGAUUUGAUUGAAAUUGGAAUUGGCGAAGUUGGAUUAAUGUAUUAA